AUGUCCGACGAGGAAAAGAACAAACAGGCUGAACCGGCAGUCAGUCGGGAGAUAUAUCCGGAGAUGGACUUGGGCAACGGCAUAGUUGGAUGGGAAAGCCAGGACGAUCCGUUAAAUCCCAGAAACUACCCGUCAUCUCGGAAAUGGUUCCAGUUAGCGACAGUGAGCAUUAUCACGUUCAUCAGCCCAUUUGCAUCAUCGGUAUUCGCACCCGGUGUUAGCCUUGCCGACCAAGAAUUCGGGAAUACAUCCUCCAUACGCAGCUCCUUCGCAGUGACGGCAUACCUGUUCGGUUAUUUUAGCGGCCCCUUAGUUCUAUCUCCACUCAGUGAGGUAUGUGGUCGUCGGGUCACAUUGAACGCGGCCACUACAAUCUUUGUGCUAUUUCAAAUUGGCUGUGCUCUCGCACCCAAUCUCUCAGCUUUGAUUGUUUUUCGUUUCUUCACUGGCUUUGGAGGGUCCGGCUGUCUGACAAUAGGAGGCGGUGUGAUUGCUGACCUUUUCGAGGCAGAGCAACGUGGACUGGCUUUGUCAUUUUUCUCGUUCGGCCCACUCUUCGCGCCAGUCAUAGGACCAAUCUGUGGAGGAUACAUUGCGCAACGUGCCGGGUGGCGGUGGACAUUCUGGGUGCUGGUCAUCGUAGGAGGCACAUUGACCGGUAUUGUCAUGGUGACCAACCGAGAGACCAAUCCGACCGUGCUCAUCCGGCGGAAGACAGUGGCUCUGCGCAAGGAGCUGAACCGUCCUGAGCUUCGCAGCUGUUAUGAGAAAGAGGGUGAGACACGCGGACCAGCGACUCUUCUGAUGAGAACAUCCACCAGGGUCAUCAAGCUGUUGGCAACUUCGCCCAUCGUACUGAUCAUGGCCCUUUACAUUGCGUCAGUCUAUGGCUGUCUCUAUCUUCUCUUCACCACUGUCACAUCAAUUUUCCAGGACCAGUACGGGUGGAGUGUAGAAACCAGUGGCCUUGCAUAUAUCGGUUUAGGGUUAGGCUUUUUCGCAGGCCAGGUAGUGUUCGCUUUGACAAGCGAUCGGAUGCUUGUCCGGCUGAAACGACGCAAUAAUAACAUUCUGGAACCCGAGAUGCGUCUUCCGUUGUGCUUGCCAUUUGCGUUCUUCGUGCCAAUCUCGUUUUUCUGGUAUGGCUGGUCUGUUCAGGAAAAGACACAUUGGAUCGUUCCCAUUAUAGGCCUUUUUCCGUUUGCCUUCGGUAUCAUCGGUAUCUUUGGGACACUGCAGGCAUACAUAAUUGACUCCUAUCCUCGCUAUGCAGCAUCCGGUAUUGGCGCAUUGACUGUUACUCGGUCACUCUUUGGUGCAUUAUUGCCGUUGGCAGGACCGCCCAUGUAUGCAAAGCUCGGAUACGGUUGGGGGAAUUCACUCCUAGGAUUUGUGACACUGGCGAUGGUUUUGCUGCCUAUCCUCUUUCGCCGCAUCGGUGCAUCCCUUCGACAGAAGUUCAAGGUUGAUCUAGAAUAG
Messenger RNA from Aspergillus caelatus, 1479 nucleotides. Its product is annotated as MFS transporter. The transcript has 5 exons. The record is from RefSeq and is a predicted model, not a curated record. The coding region runs from base 1 to 1479 and encodes 492 amino acids. Gene Ontology annotation, biological process: transmembrane transport. Gene Ontology annotation, molecular function: transmembrane transporter activity. Lineage: Eukaryota; Fungi; Ascomycota; Eurotiomycetes; Eurotiales; Aspergillaceae.